Molecule: messenger RNA, 829 nt
Organism: Carya illinoinensis
Lineage: Eukaryota; Viridiplantae; Streptophyta; Magnoliopsida; Fagales; Juglandaceae
Product: triphosphate tunnel metalloenzyme 3-like
Exons: 1
Coding region: 1-624 (207 amino acids)
Source: RefSeq, a predicted model, not a curated record
AUGGAAGUCGAGGUCAAGCUCCGUCUCCUUGAUUCUGUCUCCCACGAAAAGCUCUGCUCCUUCCUCUCCCCUUUUCACACCAAAACCCUAAUCCAAGAGAACAUUUUUUUCGACGGCUCCAACUCCGAGCUCUCCUCCAAUCUCGCCAUUCUACGCGUCCGCUUCUCCAGAGCCAACGGCCACAAUCCUCAGACUAUCCUCUCCCUCAAGGCCAAACCCGUAAUUUCGGACGGAAUAUCCCGCAUGGAAGAGGUAGAAGAGCCCCUGGACCCCACCCUCGCCCGCGCUUGCAUCGCCGAGCCUUGGCGCCUCUUAUCCGUGGAUUCCUCGGCGAUAAUUCGUCGAGUGAAGGAAGAGUUCGGGCUUGGAGGGAGAGGGAAAGGGCUGGUGUGCUUGGGCGGGUUCAGGAACGUGAGGGCGGUGUACGAAUGGCAAGGGUUGAAGCUCGAGGUGGACGAGACGAACUACGAUUUCGGGACGUGUUACGAGGUGGAAUGCGAGAGCGACGAUCCGGAGAGGGACAAGAGGUUGAUUGAGAAGUUGUUGGAGGAGAAUGGGAUUGGGUUUUCGUAUUCGGAGACUUCCAAGUUCACGGUUUUCCGCUCCGGGAAGUUGCCAUCGUAAGCCAAUUGUAAGCCGUCUUAUCACUUAAAUGUCUAUUUCUAAUCGACCGAAUUUGGCUACGAGAAGCGAGAGAUGAGGCUAAAAGCUUCUUGUAAUUUCUGCGACUCUUGGUACUCUCUUUAUAUUCGUGCAUUUACUUUGCAGGAAGAAACAUCAUCUUCUUUCUGUUGCUUUCACUUAAAACGUAGAUUACCCAACUUUCUGA